AUGAUUGGAAAACGGAAGAGAGACAAGGCCGUUGUGUCGAGGGUUACGGAUUCAGACGACGAAGAGACGCCGCAAACGACUACGGGGUCCUCCCAAGACAUUUUUCGCAAAUUCUUCGAAGCUCAAUUUCAACCGCUGGACGUACCUGGAGGUCAGGUCGCUCGCAACGAUGAUUCAGAGGAAGAAAGCGACGAGGAAGGGUCAAAGCAUUCCGACGCAGAAUCGAAUUGGGACGGUUUGAGCGGCGACGAAGAAGAACCAGAAGAGGUGCAGGUAGUUGAGCAUCGGGAUAUAAAAUCCCAGGAUCUGAUGGACAAGAAGGCGCGCAAAGCGUUCAUGACCGCUAAACCGCCGUCCUUUGCCGUCGAGAAAAUCACGGCCAAAGCUCCGAAGAAAGACACCGAAGAUGACAAUGAUGACAAGGAAAUCGACGCGGACCAUCUGAAAAAUGACCUGGCCUUGCAACGCCUUCUCAAGGAAUCUCACCUUCUUGAGUCAGCGUCCGACCUUGCCCCGACUGGCAAGAAUCGCAUCAAGGCUCUCGACCUGCGGAUGCAGGAACUAGGAUCUAAAGAGUCCCUAUACAAGCAGAUGAUGCCAUCCUCACACCGAAGAGGCAUAAAAGCCAAGGCGGAAAUGAAGGAGAACAAGCGUCGGAAGGAAGCCAGAGAGAACGGAAUUAUUCUUGAGAAACCGGCGCCCAAGUCGGAUACCACCAGCUCCAAACGACGAGAACGUGGUGUUGGGGGCCCCUCUGUUGGAAAGUUCGCUGGCGGAACCCUGAACCUGAGCAAACGUGACGUAGCCACCAUUCAAGGAUCAGGUCGGUCAAGCGGAGGUAGAGGCGGAGGUAGAGGCAGAGGUAGAGGCAGAGGCAGAGGCAGAGGCAGAGGACGUCGCUAG
This is a messenger RNA of Aspergillus homomorphus CBS 101889, 903 nucleotides long. RefSeq lists its product as uncharacterized. The coding region runs from base 1 to 903 and encodes 300 amino acids. Gene Ontology annotation, biological process: maturation of SSU-rRNA from tricistronic rRNA transcript (SSU-rRNA, 5.8S rRNA, LSU-rRNA). Gene Ontology annotation, cellular component: nucleolus. NCBI's taxonomy places the organism in Eukaryota, Fungi, Ascomycota, Eurotiomycetes, Eurotiales, Aspergillaceae. The record is from RefSeq and is a predicted model, not a curated record. The transcript has 2 exons.